UGCGUGAAAAAAGUAAAUCGGUUCCAUUCUCAAUUUUAUUUCAUGUCAGUGAAAAAUAUUGAAGCCAAAAAAUGGCUGCAGUGAAUAUUGUUCGAAGUGCUGUAAGUGGAUUACUCCGAAAAUCCACAACAAUUAAAACUCCGGUUGUAUGCCGGCUAUCUACUGUAGCUCUACAACAAAAAUUCCAUACCGUCAAAGCCAUCGCUAAUCUUUACAACAACAACCACAUACAAAAUGGGGUUCAUAGAUCAAGUCGACAAUAUGCAACCGGGCCCGUGCACAAAGUCACUCAGCAGGACAUUGCGGACCGAGUGAUGAAAGUUAUCAAGGCAUACGACAAACUAACUAGUGUGCAGCUUUCCCUGGACUCACACUUCAUCCAAGAUCUGGGUCUGGACUCCUUAGACCAUGUUGAAGUUAUAAUGGCCAUGGAAGACGAGUUUGGCUUUGAAAUCCCCGACGGAGACGCGGAGAGGCUCCUACGACCCAAAGACAUAGUACAAUACAUUUGUGACAAGGAAGACAUUUUCGAAUAAGCUAUUAGACCAGUAAUAUUCCAAUUGGUCUACCGAUCAGCUUAGCAUCUAGUUUUGUUUUAAUUUUAAAGAACAAACAUCAAACAGCUGGACAUCAAGGGAUGUAAAAAGUGUAAAUUGUUUAUCAUUAUAUGCCUGUUAGAGUAGA
Messenger RNA from Colias croceus (clouded yellow), 684 nucleotides. It is a transcript of the gene ND-ACP, whose product is annotated as acyl carrier protein, mitochondrial. The record is from RefSeq and is a predicted model, not a curated record. The coding region runs from base 72 to 536 and encodes 154 amino acids. The transcript has 3 exons. Gene Ontology annotation, biological process: fatty acid biosynthetic process. Gene Ontology annotation, molecular function: acyl carrier activity; acyl binding. Gene Ontology annotation, cellular component: mitochondrion. Lineage: Eukaryota; Metazoa; Arthropoda; Insecta; Lepidoptera; Pieridae.